CUUUAAAAGAAAUAUUGGCCCGGCAUUUCCCAUUUUUCAUUCCAAAUAGGUAAAAAACAAAAUAACAUUUUUUCGAUAACAAAAUUUUCGAAUUAAGGUUCAUAUAAACUAGUUUCAAAAUAUUUGUCUUCUCUUUGGUUUUGUACUGCUUCUUUUGUAACGGUGUCGAUGGUAUUGCGUUUUUUUUUGUGGUUACAUUACGAUGGAUCGGUAGAAGAGAUUUUGACCCCGUUUUCCUUUUUUUUCUCUCUCUAUUGUUCGGCAGAAGGUCUUCAAGGUGGAUUCAGGGCCGGUGGACUUUUCGACGAAGUGGGAGAAGUCGAUGGGAGAGGAGGACGGCCUAGUGACCUACUCCAGAAUUCAGAUGCAGAUCCGCAGAAGGAUUUGAAGGUAAAACGGCCUCUAAUACACUCUCAACGACAUCUUCAACAGCUGACGAUCGCCCAUUAUGAUGAAGACCGUUACAAGUGAUUUCUGAAUCGCCUUUCUCGCCAGUUGUGUGAUCGUUUGGGCACUUUUCGAUUUCGCAGUCCGUUUUGUAAUUAUGACUCGACGUUGUGAAGUUUUUCGACGCUCUUAUACCCCUUUCGUCUAAGACAAAAGGAUGCACACAAUCCUUAGGAGUAAGCUGUGAAAAGUCCAAGUACAACCGUCCAAAGGAUCGUAACAGAUUUUUAUCGUCAAAAUGCCUCAGGGAUGCACUUGUAACGAACUGUCCUCAAAACCACACCAACAGGGGCAGAGGAAGAUCCAUGUUACUGCCAAGGUUCUAUUCGGCUCAGUCUCGGCAAUAGCAAAUAUGAAAGAGACGGAAAAAUUGCAGAACAAAAGGACCAAAUAGAAUAAUGUUUCGGUUCAAUGAUCUCAGAUUAACGUAACUGUGAUAAGAUAAUAGUUCAUUUAUUCAACUCAGUUUAUGUACGUUUUGACGUUACGUUCUCCCAUGUACCACCAUUCUAUUUAUAUUAUUAAAUCACGUUCAUUCAAUUGAAGUUUGUGUUUUGUUUCAACCUUGAGAUGCAUGGACGUUUUUAUUUAUUCCUUACUUUUCAUAAUGGCUGGGGCGAUGUUCGACGAAAUUCGUCACAUGAAAAUAAUUAUAGAUCACAUGAAAAAUGAAAAGUUAAAUACUUCUUGAGCUUUAUAUUUAUUGUAAUCAUGACACAGCUUUUAGUAUUACUGUUAGUCGUAUAUUUUAUUUCGUCGUGCUUAGGUGACAUCGGGGAGUCGAACAUAGCGAUAAUCUUCCGGACGUUCAUAGAAGCUACCAACACUCACACCUUCGGACUUAGAAUUUCUUACGGAAAGGUGCUUAGCGACUGUCACUCUUACGUCUACGUAUCUUCGAAGAUUGAACCGAUCGAGCCGAAUCUGUUCAAAGUCAGAUUUCCAGACGGGUACGACAACUUUUACAACGUCAUAUCCAUAGACCUGAACGAGAAAUGCGAAUUUUUCGAAGACGAAAAUUCGACGGCUUUCAUGCACGAUUUCGCUUUGUUGUCGCUGGAAGACGGGCCGACCUUGUUGGACAACUACCACGAGUUGGGCUGGCCGUCUCAGUACGUCCAUGCCGAUCUGGAACAGGUCCUCGACGAUUUGGAAAAUACCAACACUAAUGGGCUCACCUGGUUCGCGGAGGAAAAGGCUUCUGGUAACAUCACCGUAUUCAAGACCCCGAUCACAGCUUACGACCGGGAAGGAUGUCUUCGUUACAUGUGCCACAACAUGGUACGUUCUUACUGCUUCGCUUUGAGACUAUGGCUAGAGAAUCGCAAUUACAACUAUAGAUGUGCAAAACUGGAAACGAGUUCGUGUGAAACGAAACAAUUUGUACAUGUCGUGAUAGGAGAUAGCAUUUUCGGUCUGAGUGCAGGAUGCUUAAACGACACUAUUAUUUAUUACGCCAUGGACUUGGAUUAUUCGUUUAUUUUAUCAAAAGCUGAAUUCGAUUAUAGCAGAGUGGCACAUGUGCAAUCAUACGUACCUAUAAUAAUAUUUCUUAUGGUUCUAAAUAUUUUAUUUUUAUAAAAUGCAGCUUUUGCGAUCUAUUUUUUUCAGUAUAGUUGUUUAAUACACAUCUUAAGACCAUCUUUAACAUUUCUUUUCAAUGGUGUUUAUGGACAUUAUUAUAAAACAUUGUAGCAUUUUCAGCUUAUUUUUACUAUUACCGUCGAUGGGUAAAGUCUAGUAGUCAAGUAAUUGGCCUAUCUUUGACUAGGUCCUCAGAAAUUUUAUAUCUACAUUGCAUGAAAAAUUCAUAAAAUAAUAGAAAAUAAAAGGGAGAAAGAUCGGGCCACGAGUAAAAACCGAUGUAAUACUAAUAAAAGAAUACUCAUUUCACCAUUUUGUGCAGAAUUACGAAUUUGUGUCGUUUGUUCCAUUGCUGCCGAACUACAGACCAAAAGGGUUGUAUGUAUGUUCAACGCCAUUUGUCUUGCAUUAUUUAACAAUACAAACAUAAGAAUGACCAAAGUGUGUAAAUACGACAAAACCAAACGAAAACCUUUAAAGCGUGUUUGAUUCUUAAAAUGAACGAAUACAAAUGAUAUAAAGACCAGACCCGUCACAAUAAUAUUUAUA
Cimex lectularius (bed bug) is the source of this 2580-nucleotide messenger RNA. RefSeq lists its product as uncharacterized. The transcript has 2 exons. The record is from RefSeq and is a predicted model, not a curated record. The coding region runs from base 1159 to 2028 and encodes 289 amino acids. Lineage: Eukaryota; Metazoa; Arthropoda; Insecta; Hemiptera; Cimicidae.